AUGCCCCCGACUGAUCCGAAGGAGUGGGUCAAGAAGGUGCGGUCCAAGACGCCUGUUCUUCUGGAGGUGGGGAAGCCGGCGCCCAAGGCGGUGCUGAGCUUUGGCGGUUGCGGGUUUCUAGUCACAUAUGCGCUUGGUGUGGCGCUUUAUUUGCAGCAAGAGAAGCCAGAGUUUCUGGCGCAUUCGUUUCUACUAGGGGCGGGUACAGGCGUCAUCCCGGCUGUGGCUCUUGCCUGCGGGUCAAAGGCUGUCAAUAUCGAAAAGGUUCGUGACGCUAUCGUUAACAACCGAUUUUUGGUGACCGACGAGGAAAAGCGUGUAGAGGUACUCACAGAGUGCAUUAACAAGCUCCUUCCUCGUAACGCGGUGGAUCUUGUAAACGGACGUCUUGCUCUCACCAUUGGUUUCUCAAACAAGGAUCCGGGUUACAUGAGACAGACGAAAGAGAAUGUCCAUUUUGGCCACCACAUUGCGCAAUGGACAGAUGUUAACGAUCUGGCGCAAUGCAUUAUGGCAGCUACAGCCCCAAAUACAGAAAAGCCGAUGAUUUUUCGUGAUGCAGAUAACGUUAUGCGUGGAACAAUGAUGUCGCUUAGUAGUGAACUUGACCAGUACUGUCGUCAUAUUUAUAUUCACGGUUAUGCGGGGUAUCCCUACAACAGGCAUCAAACGCGUCACAACAUUUUUUUUGGGCGACAUGGUUUUCUUGCCAAUACACAUUUCUCAUAUUGGCGUCAGGUGUGGCUUGCGUUCGCACCAAACAUAGGAGGGGCUGCAAGAAAGGAUGAGCUGCUUGAGGCGUAUGAUGCCGGGUACAACGACGCACGACGUUAUGAGCGCUGGGAGGAGGAUCCAUAUCACUUUGCAAAGGCUGACCGUUCAACAAGCGAUGACUUCAAUUUUCGCCAGCUCCGUGUCAACCUAUUUGGUGGUAAAAAAGCAGCUGAGCGCUUUGAACUAUGA
Trypanosoma rangeli is the source of this 963-nucleotide messenger RNA. RefSeq lists its product as uncharacterized. Gene Ontology annotation, cellular component: membrane; cytoplasm; lipid droplet. The record is from RefSeq and is a predicted model, not a curated record. NCBI's taxonomy places the organism in Eukaryota, Euglenozoa, Kinetoplastea, Trypanosomatida, Trypanosomatidae. The transcript has a single exon. Gene Ontology annotation, molecular function: triacylglycerol lipase activity. Gene Ontology annotation, biological process: lipid homeostasis; triglyceride catabolic process. The coding region runs from base 1 to 963 and encodes 320 amino acids.